AAUGGAUCUUUAAUAAAAUGAUUAAUAAGUGAAUCAAAAUAAUAUUCAAAGUGAACAAAAUGAAGCUUAAUAAUAAGACAAGUUAAAAUAAAUACAAAAGGAUAAAGAAAAAUGCUUAGAAAUAAAAAACAAAGCUGGAUUAUUGUUUAACGAAUAAAAUUUUGAAGAAGCUGCUAAGAUUUACAAUGAAGCCAUUGAUUAUUGUCCUUUAGAAGAUUUAAAUAUGUUAUGUAUCUUAAAUUCAAAUGUUGCUAUUUGUUUAAUGAAAUAAUCUGAUUUUGAAAGUGCCUUGGAACAUUGCUCUAAAGCACUUGAAUUCAAUCCUGAAUUUGUUAAGGCUUUAUUAAAUAGAGCAGAGUGUUAUGAAAAAACAGAUAAAUUUGAAGAGGCAUUAGAAGGUAUUGUUUAAAGAAUAUUCUAGAUUAUAAGAAAUUAAAGGAAUUAUAACCUUAAGAUAAUGUUAUAAUAAAAAAGUUCAUUGAUUUAGAUUUAAAAGUAUAAGAAAUACAAGAAAAAUAAUAUAAAGAAGCUUUGAAGGGAUUAAAAAAUAAUGGAAGUUCAUUAUUAGGAAAAUUAGGAUUGAAUGCAGAUCAAUUUAAAUUAGAACAGAAUGAAAAUGGAACAUAUAAUAUAUCAUAUAAAUCAUGACUC
Messenger RNA from Paramecium pentaurelia, 651 nucleotides. The record is from the annotation of a GenBank genome assembly. Lineage: Eukaryota; Ciliophora; Oligohymenophorea; Peniculida; Parameciidae.